UAAUGGGUAACAACAAGUCAGUACCGGAUCUCGUGAUAGACGGUGAUGUCAUCAACGCUAUGUGCAGCGAUAAUCCGGACGUGAAAUGCAUUUUGAUUGAACCAGAAGAUGUCAUCGAGAUUCAAAUAAAGUCAACAGUGAAGGGAGACGAUCUAAAUAACGUCUGUAAAAUAAUCCGCAUAACCCUAAACCUGCGGAGGCUCAUCAUGCCAAAAAUUUUACUUAUUGCGCAAUCGCUCAACAAAGUUCUGGAUGCUAUUCUCGAACGCCGUUGGUACGCUACCCCGAUUCGUUAUAUCGAUUUGAGUGCCAGUAUUGAUGUAGAUGCAGCAGCAGCCCGAAAAUUACGUCGCAUUCUGGAAAAUCCUGGCGUCAGAAAUCUCGUUCUGAAAGACUGCGAUAUGAAUGCUGAAGCUUUAUCAGAAAUAUUUGAAGGAUAUCGUACAGGCGGUAUUGGACGGGAAUUGGACGUGAGCGGUUAUGAAUUAUCUCCGAAAAUUGUUCUUUACAAUCAGGAUGUUCUAUUCUGCGGCCAAGUGAAAUGGACGAGAUGGAUGGGGAAAGGCACCGGCAGCGGCGAAGCUUUAGAACUCAACAACUUUCCUCCAGCCUACGAAAACUAAGACACCAAUUGGUCAUAAAAGAGAAAAAAAAGUGUAUAUAAAUAAUAAACUGACUGAACCAGUGGUUCUUGAACUUUUUGAGCCGCACCCCCUUUGUCAAUUCUUGCGCCCCACGUUAAAAAUAACUAGCUAAAAAUAAGUUACAAAUAACAGAUAGUAGGGCAAAAGUAUGUUUAUUUAAAAAACACGUUUGAAAUGCGUGGAUGAAAUGUAAAUAAUGACAUAAAUGAAAAGUUUUAGAACCAAGCAAAAUUCUAAAAUAAGGUGGGCAGUUUUACGCCCCCUCAAAAAUUGUCUUUGCGGGGUGCUCCCCACUCUUUGAGAACCACUGGCCUAAAAUCUAAAUAUACUGAAACUGGGUCUG
This is a messenger RNA of Styela clava, 987 nucleotides long. RefSeq lists its product as uncharacterized. The record is from RefSeq and is a predicted model, not a curated record. Lineage: Eukaryota; Metazoa; Chordata; Ascidiacea; Stolidobranchia; Styelidae.